Molecule: messenger RNA, 3054 nt
Organism: Homalodisca vitripennis (glassy-winged sharpshooter)
Lineage: Eukaryota; Metazoa; Arthropoda; Insecta; Hemiptera; Cicadellidae
Product: PAX3- and PAX7-binding protein 1
Exons: 16
Coding region: 420-2843 (807 amino acids)
Biological process (GO): spliceosomal complex disassembly; mRNA splicing, via spliceosome
Cellular component (GO): nucleus; U2-type post-mRNA release spliceosomal complex
Molecular function (GO): DNA binding
Source: RefSeq, a predicted model, not a curated record
CCUAAGCACUAAGCAGGAGAGUGGAAGGGUUUGGAUGGAAUGAGAAUGCAAUGGUUUGUGAAGUGGAUAGGGUAAAUAACAAUAGAUUUGGUUAAUCGUUGAUGAUAGAAUGGAUUGGAGUAUCAGUGACGUCUUUAGGAAGUCUUGUUUUGGAAUAUUUUUAAAUCGCUCGCGAUAAAUACAGAUAUUUUUUGUGGAUUUUGUGUCUUUUUCUAAUUUAUGCUGAUUUCCUGAAUAAGGUUGCUACAGUUUAAUUUAUUUUAAUUUUUGAUUGAAAGGAAAAUAUAUUCAGUGAAUUGGUGAUUUGUGUAAUAUAGUGUGAUAAAAUAAUAAUUUGGUUUUAAAACUUCCUUAUUUUAUUGCUGGGCUAAGCUACAGGGAAACGGUGUUGACGGUUUGUUAGUUGUAGCCUACAUACAAUGUCUGUCAUGAAGAAACCGAAGCGUAACAUUCGCAGAAGGGAUUUUGAUAAUGAAGAAAAUGAAGGAGACGAAUUAGAAGAAACUCAUAUUCAAAUGAAGAAAGCUAUGUCCAAGUCAUCAGAACAGAAAAUGAAAAAAGAAAAGAAGAAACAUUCAGUUCUUAGUUUUGAAGAGGAAUGGAAUGAUGCUGAUGAUGGGGAGGUUUUUCAAGUGAAGAAGUCUUCUCACAGCAAGAAGAUAAAAAAAAUAUUAGAAAAGGAAAAGGACAGAAAAAAGAAGAAAGAGGACAAAUAUGAUCAGAAUGGGAUGGAAGUAGAUUUGUCUGAAAAUACUAAAAAAAUAACGUUUAGUGAUGAACUCACAAUCAAAAUUCGACAUAAUUUGCCCUUAAAUCCAAUUUUAAAUGGAAGAGAAGCAGAAAUGGCAGAGAAGGACGGAUCAAGUUCUGAAGAUGAAAAAGGCACUGGACACAAAUUUUCUCAUCCUGAUCAUGUCAAACAAGUUUUAAAAAGUGGAAAAAUUCCUGAUGCUGCUAUGAUUCACGCUGCAAGGAAACGGCGUCAACAAGCACGUGAAAUGGGAGAUUUUAUUCCUGUUGAAGAUAAAGAUUCAAAAUAUGACUCGAAAGGUUCCCGUUUAGUGAGAGAAGAUGAAAACGAUAUGUGUGAUGAUGAUAUUCGUAUCAACAUGCAAGUGAAUACUGCUGCAACUGAAUUGGAACGACGGAGAGAGGCAUUUAAUGCUGCAAUAGAACAACAGGGAUCGGAGGAAAGUGACAAAGGAGAAGAAGAAGAGUGGGAAAAACAGCAAAUAAGGAAGGGAGUAACAGGAGCUCAGUUAGCAGCAGCACAGCAGGAGACCAUGUACUACGGUUACACCAUGCCUCAAGUGCCAUCAGACAUGAGUGUGGGAGCAACAGUCAGCAUGGAGCAGACACUCCCAGCAACCCCAGUCAUCCCUGACAUGCACACUGCCUCCCCCCAGUCAGUUGCUAACAGGUUGAAGGAAAGGCUACAAGAGUUAAAAGAAGUUCACAGAAGGCACACCUUGGACAGAGAUGAGAAAGUGAAGGAGUUGGAAGACUUGCGUGCAGAGUGUACAAAGAUAAAAAAGGAGGCUCCAACCCUAGCAGAUCGUUUCCGGUUCUACCAAGAUUUGCGAGGGUAUGUCACUGACUUGGUAGAGUGUCUUGAUGAGAAGGUGGUGAUUAUAUCGGCUAUGGAGCAGAGACUGCUGAGUCUGUACCGACGGCGGGCCUCUGAGCUGACUAGCAGACGACGUCAGGACAUGCGUGAUCAGGCUGAGGAAUUGGCUGUUUCCACCAAAAAUACUGCAACUAAGCGGGAUGAUCUGCAAGUAAGAAGAGCAGCUGAAAGAGAAGGCCGAAGAAUACGUCGAAUGAAGGCGCGGGAAGCAAAAUCCACACAGAAACAUGUAGAGGGUAUGAGCAGUGAUGACGAAAUUACUGAAAUGGAAUCUGCAAUGCUUAGAACUCAGAAAGAACAAAUUGAAAAUGAUGCUCGUCAUGUGUUUGAAGAUGCCCUAGAUGAAUUUUCAACAAUACCUGGGGUUCUACAACGUUUUGACUUGUGGAAACGAACUGAUCGUGAUGCUUAUAGUGAAGCAUAUGUUCAUCUGUGCUUACCUAAAGCAUUAGGACCUCUCAUUAGACUCAAAAUAUUAUUCUGGUCUCCUUUUAAUGAGGGAGGUUUGGAUUUAGAUGAGACAAGAUGGAAUCAACAACUGUUGCUGUACAACAUUAGAGAUAAUGAGACGGAAGAUCUGUUAAGAUCAGACCCUGAUUUAGAGCUUGUUCCAAAAUGUGUUGAAAAAGUAAUCAUUCCAAAGUUAGACCAGCUUGUGGGAGUUCAGUGGGAUCCGAUGUCACGAUCACAAAGCCUAACUCUUGUAAACAUAGUAACUAAACUGCUGCAAGACUACCCCACACUUGGUCCAAACAGCAAAGCAUUCACACUUCUGAUCAACAACAUCGCAGAGAAGAUGAAAGAAGCUGUAGAUAACGAUGUCUUCAUUCCAAUUUAUCCCCGGACGAUAAUGGAUGGACGGAUGAGUGCUUUCUUCCAACGUCAAUUUGCCAGUGCAGUGAAGCUGCUGAGCAACAUUGUGCGAUGGCAGGGUCUACUGAGUGAGGAGAUUAUCUGUGAGAUAGCACUGGACUCUUUGCUCAACCGCUAUCUUCUCAUGGCAAUCAGAAUAUCUGAUGCUACAGAGGCUGCUGUCAAAUGUCACAUGGUCGGAAGUGUAUUACCACGAGUAUGGUUACACGUCGGACACACCCCAUCUCAGCUGAUGCCACUUCUCAAUCAGGUUAAAACAAUAUCUCAACAGCUGGACAUCAAUAAACCACUCAGCAGGGAUGCCUUAGAAAAACUGAGUGGACUACUCAAAGCUGCGCCUUGACCAUCUUUCCCUCAGACACCUGCAUAACAAAGUUAUGUUCUUUGUAAAAAGUGUGAUGUUUUAUUUAUAAGUUUGUACUUCUCAAUGCAUGGAUGUUUUAAUAAUUAUGUAAAUAUUUAUGUAAAUUAUAUUUAUUGUUUUAGUCCCCAUAAAAACAUUUACUGACACCCUUUUGUAGGAUAUUUUUAAUUAAAUAUCUACAACAAUGCAA